This is a messenger RNA of Triticum turgidum subsp. durum (durum wheat), 900 nucleotides long. Lineage: Eukaryota; Viridiplantae; Streptophyta; Magnoliopsida; Poales; Poaceae. The record is from the annotation of a GenBank genome assembly.
AUGCCCCAUUCGCCGCACUCCACGCGGACGCGAUCACCACGCGCGCACCGCUCCCCGUACCCGCCCGCUGCCGUGCCCGUGCCCCCUUCCUUUCCUUUCCUUUCCUUCCUUCUUUUCUUUCCCCUCUCUCUCCGUCCGCCCCCGCUUUUACACCACCUCCCCCACCUUCCCCUUCCCCCCUCGCUCUCCUCCUUCGCCACCCCCCACAACCAGAUCGCCGACGCGACGGGAGCAAUGGCGGCGGGGUACCGGGCGGAGGACGACUACGACUACCUCUUCAAGGUCGUCCUCAUCGGCGACUCCGGCGUCGGCAAGUCCAACCUGCUCUCCCGCUUCACCCGCAACGAGUUCAGCCUCGAGUCCAAGUCCACCAUCGGGGUCGAGUUCGCCACCCGCUCCCUCCAGGUCGACGGCAAGGUCGUCAAGGCCCAGAUUUGGGACACCGCUGGCCAGGAACGGCCUGUGGAUAAAUACCGUGCUAUUACUAGCGCAUACUACCGUGGUGCUGUAGGAGCGUUGCUCGUCUACGACGUCACUCGGCACGCAACCUUCGAGAAUGCAGAGCGCUGGCUGAAGGAAUUGAGGGACCAUACAGAUCCGAACAUAGUUGUCAUGCUUGUUGGCAACAAGUCCGAUCUCCGCCAUCUCGUGGCAGUCCCAACCGACGAAGGGAAGUCGUUUGCAGAGAGGGAGUCACUCUAUUUCAUGGAGACCUCUGCGCUCGAGUCGACCAAUGUGGAGGACGCGUUUGCGGAGGUCUUGAAACAGAUUUACCGCAUCGUGAGCAAGAGGGCGGUCGAGGCAGGCGAAGAGUCGGCCGCCGGCCCUGGCAAGGGUGAGAAGAUCAACAUGAAGGACGAUGUCUCGGCGGUGAAGAAGGGUGGGUGCUGCUCUAGCUGA